AUGUCCUCGGUCAAACCCUCGUCCAGCUCGGCUCCAUAUACGGUCUGGAGCAUCGUGUGGACAUUCCUGCUCGGCCUGUUCUUGACAGCCAUCUUCUUUCGCUCUCUGCUACCGCGUCUUCCGCAGAUCCUCUUUCGCGGAAGGCUUCGUAUCAGAAGAGUCGGCGUUCGCGGCAUCCGCGGCAUCGAGUACCGAUCCAAGGGGUUUCACAACAACUCGGCCGCCUUCUCCAGACACGAGGAUCAGGUCCAGAUCAAAGUUCAGAGGGUCUAUGCCUCUUUCCACCUUCCCUACUUUCUGAGGUCGACGAAAAAAUGCCCAGGCGUAGUGGCGCGUACCAGCGGCGCUAUUGUCACCGUCCACGUUCAAGGCGUGGGCGUGUGUCUGCCUCGAUCUCAGCAGCAUGCUCGUCAAUCCACCAAGACGUCCCAGACACCAUCUUCCAUCGCAGCUGGCGAUGUGCACGAUCCAAUCGAGCAUAUAACCCCCGAGCAGCAGGAGGAAGCUCGGCUUCAACAACUCAUGAGCAGCCCGCCUAUGUCCCCCACGCUCCAAAGUGAGCGCCCCCUUGCGUCCUCCUUCUUAUCUGCCCCAUCUAAUUCGGACAGUCGGGAUCGCGUCCAGCGUGUUCAGACUCCGGAUCCACCCCAGGGCUCUUCCCUCUAUCUAACGUGUCAGCGAGCCGGUCUCAUGUCGAUCCACUCGGUUCUGCGCCUGGCAUCCUGGGUCCGGUCUGCUGCGCUCCCCGCCAUGCGAAGCAUCGUGCUCCGUGCUUUUCGAGCUGCGCUCUUCAUCCUCACCUCUGGUAUCCCCGUCCUCACAUCCCUAAUCUCGAUCGAAGUCGAUCACAUCGAGGUCUACAUCCAGGAAGCAGAAGCUGUAGCUCGCAUCGGUCGCGCUGGCCUCACUUUCUCCAUGUCACCCGGCUCGCGCCCUUCCCACCCUGGCGCAUCGAAUGCGCAAGAAGAUCCAGAGGUUGCGCACCGCGCUUCUUCUUACUUUCAGACACUAUCUUGGUCGAACUUCUCCGACACCAUGCGCAGCAUGCCCACCAAGGUUGGCUCAGGCGCACGAGAUGUUGCAACCUACCUCGUCGCCGGGAUAUCACCCAGCUUCAUUUCAGCACAUUUGCGUAUCGACAGCAUCGACCUUUUCGAAGCCAGUUUCAGCCCCGACGCGAUACGCAGUUCCUCUUCCAUCCCCAAAUCGCAGCAAUACGGCGCUUCUCCUUCCUCGAGACCCACAACACCGCUCUCUUCGCAGGCUUUUGCAGGCCAAGGCGUCCUCUCACCAACCCAUUCAGAGAAGGAACUCGGUGUCGCAGCAUCAAGCCACGACGACAGCUUCGAAUGGUCCUCGCAUCCCGCUCGGCCCAACCAGGCACGCAGCGCCAGCGAAUCUGUCUCGCGCAAGUUACCUUCAGCCUCGCUACGAGGCUUUGCCCACCUCUGGGCAGAUUGGGCUCUGGAGCCCCUGGUCGACUCCAACUUCCAAGCCGAUUCCGGCUGGACCCGUCAGCAUCUCGACGAAGGCGUCUCGCAUCAACAGCUUCAGGCCAUCCCGGCUGCAGCUAGGAUCGCAUCCAUCUCGGGUCUCACCGAACUUACAGCAAGCUUGCUUGUUGGCUCCGACCUUGCGCUAGGAGAGGACUGCACCUUGGCUGCUCGACUUGUGCUUGGCAACCUUUCCCUAGGUUUGGAUGCAGCACAUCGCGUCAUGUGCAUCAUCGAAGAGCGCAAAGCACGAAGAUCUGGAUGGGCCCCCAAGCACAAAGAUGGCCCCAACGAACAACGGUCUGUCCUUUCCAAACACCUCGUUCAACAGCGACCCUCGGCUGCCACCAAGGCCUUGCGCAUGGUCUCGUCAGCCGCACUCUCUCUGCCCUCUGUACGCAUCACCGCCUCCUCCGACGCUCUUCUGUCGUCGAUCUCGGACUGCGCAGACGACACGAAUGACGAAGCUGACACAGAUGCCUGGCUGCCUUCACGGGAGUUUGGCAUUUCGCUUGCUGGGUUCAAUCUGGAGCUUAAGGACAGCGAACAAAGCGACGAUGGGCAUCGUCGGUGGCUUGGCACAUGCGGCCUGCCCUUGCAGAAGGACAAAGGCGCUCGAGGUCAGAAGAAGGCGAAAGACAGCAAGUCGCCCCGCUGGAAGUUCCGCAGGUCGUCUCUGCCACAUGAAGCUAAUGCUAUAGAGCACCGUCGGAUCUUCCUGACGGAGCUUAGUCUAGCCAGCUUGGACGUUCGUUGUGCUGCCCGCGAGCGCAGCCACAGCUCUCGGUUGCUGUCCGUAGGAGACCUUUCCGUCGUCGCGAGGUCUUCUUGGACACCGUUUGGUCUCUUUGCUGCCUCUCCCGAAGUAUCUCGUCUCCUUCUCGAGGGUGACCCAAACGAGCAUGCCGCUGUCCUCGAGGCUACCAUCGGUGGGAUCGAGACCGACAUGUCUCUGAAUGACAUCACCGCCAUCAUCCCCAUCGCAGACGAGUUCGGCCGCAGAAGGCGAAACAAGCGCGUGCAAGUGGGUAUUCAAGAGCCAGCCCGCCCCAAAACAGAUCUUGAGCGUCUUCGACGGGUUCCCAGGCUGGCAGGUGGUUUUCACAUCGAGCGUAUCUCGCUCUUGCUGGAUGCCAGCCGUGACAAGCAGACAGAAGGCUUAGAGAUUCCGCCCUCAGACUCACAGCAAGGCUCAGAAGGUCAAAGCUCCAGGAAGUUCACUUUGACCGUGCCAAACGUCGACUUUGUUUUCUUGGGCGAAUACAAGGACGAAUAUGUCAAGCGACCUGCAGCCGAAAAGCGAGCUGCUUACAAGGCACUCAAGGCCGACAGCCUUGAAUGGCCAAUCAGCGGUGCUGCUAGACUGGAAGCUGCCAAAUUCAAUCACGGGCCUCGUCAGAGUAGAGACUGGAAUCGACAAAGCGAUAAAGUUGCAGAUCAAGCCGAUGUUUCAUCUUUGCCUGCAACAUCACGAGCGUCAAGUUAUCCAGCUGAACGGUUCGAAGAGACUGGUCUCACGAUGGAGGAGACGGUGAAGCGCAUGCACGAGAUCCAAAAGCGAAUGGAUUGCGCUCAAGACAAAACGCCAGGAACAACGCGCCGUUCCUCGCUUCGCGACACUAUGGCAAAAACUGGAAAAGUGCGGACCCCAGGGUACAGUCAGAGAUCUAUCUUGGCAGCCGAAACAUGCUUCAGCCUUCGAUACCAAUUCGAGACGUCAUUGCGCAUUGACGCUAUCGAGUCAUUCCUAACUUUGAGCAAUGGUCCACGACGAUGUUCGACUUCAUUUGCUCGACCGCCGAAGGAUCGAACUGCCCCAGCGACCGAACCUACGCAAUAUCACCUCCUCGCUCUCCAUAGCGUCGAGCUGCUCGGUUCUGGUCGCAUUCCUGGACGCGUCGAGCCUCGAGCUUCUCCUCUCCACCCCGACACCCCCACCUUGUCUGCGUCAGAUACCAUCGCCGAGUUCAGAGCCAACAUCGAGGACGUAGACAUUGAAGCGUGGCAGAUGCCUGCGCUCGAGACCUAUGCCGACAUUGGUGCUAUCAUUAUUCAAUCGACGACGGCCCGCAAACAUGCACACAAGAGAAACGAGACGAAUGGUCGCAACGGUGAUGUUGCCGCAGAUGACGCCGAAGCUGUUCACGACCUUUCAGUGAGCGAUGAUGUGGCCAAGUCACUGGUUGAGCGUCUACCUGGCGGACUGUCAGUCUACCUCUCUAUCGGCCGCACGAUCGCUCACCUUGGCGGCACUGAUCGUCGCAUUCAAGACAAGAUAGCCCGUGGCGUUGGAUUUGAAGCGAAACGCAUCGUCGUAGAGUACGCAGGUGUCACAGAGACCAAGACCAAUGCGCUGCCUGCAAAGACGAAUUGGGGCUCGCGCACCGCUUUGGAGCUGUCCGAAGAUUUGCAACUGCAAGCACUCUCGCUCGCGGGUCGACAUGCACACUGA
Molecule: messenger RNA, 3945 nt
Organism: Sporisorium graminicola
Lineage: Eukaryota; Fungi; Basidiomycota; Ustilaginomycetes; Ustilaginales; Ustilaginaceae
Exons: 2
Coding region: 1-3945 (1314 amino acids)
Source: RefSeq, a predicted model, not a curated record